CCGACUCACCCAAACUCAGUCCCGCCGGUGCCAGAGUGGUCGCCAGCCCUGACAUGAUCAUUAAGUUAGUCGUGAAGUCUAGGGAAGACCCGCGGUGUCGGGAUGGCCAGAACACCGUCAGGAGGAUUUUUACUGGUGCUUCUGACCGUCGUGGCAGCCGAAUUUCACCCUCCAGCCUACCCUCAGAGUAGGAUGUUUCACACUCCAAACUUCCCUCCUGAUUUUGCUCAAACUCAGCGAGGCUUCAGAGUGCCAUCAUGGAGGAGGAACCAUCCAUCGUCGUCACCAAACAGGAUACCACACAUGGCUGUGUCGCUACGUGACCUCACUAGCAGCGUAUAUCACAGAGGAAAACAGAACCUUCUUACUCCAGGAGCUCGUUCUCGACACCCGACAGAAGGAUUAAAGCUCAACAAGAGAGGACAGACGCACCUUCACAACAGGAUGGAAGAGAGAGGCAACACGAACACUCAACAAGACGCCAGAUAUCCAUCUCACCCCCACCCACGACCACCUCCCAGGCACCAGUCAAUUCCUCCAACCAUCCAAAACCAACGACUACUACUUCCAAGACGUUUUCCUCUUCCUGGUUAUCCUCCCAGAAUUCCACCAGACGAAAACAUUCCCCUGGAGGUACUGCAGCUGUUACCUGACGCGGUGAAGGGGGUGUACUCCCGCUACUCCACCACCACCAGCACAGCCAAGCCACCAGUCAUAUGGUUCCCUAACACCACCCCAGAGUGUGAGACGUCAGGAGGCAGCAGCAGCUUUAACACCUUCAGCUUCCUGGCCAUGGUGGUGUCCGUCACUAACCUAGUCUCCAUCCUGGCCAGCAACGCCAACAAUAACCUCAACAACAACGACGACAACAACAACGUCAACAACGACAACAUCCAGGGAGGGAACGAGAACAACAAUAAUAAUAACUUGGAUUUGCUUACCAUGGUGACUUUUGGUGGUCGUAAACGUCGCCAUCUUCAACUUCUCACCACCAACAAUUCUCUCCCACAACACCAUCUCACGCCCAUACUCGACGACGUGACUGCAGGUACGGGCGUCCUGUUCUUGAGGGCGUGGUAUCGAUCAACCCGAGCUGUUGUAGCAGAUGAUGAUGUACAAACCGAUGAGGAAAAAGUUCAAGUGAAGGUGAAGUCAUCAGCUUCGAAUAGCCGUGACGAGGAAUGGAUUAAACUUCCGUUCUGGGAAAACACAGGGGGUUAUUCAGCCACGCCCAAAGUGAAGUCUUUGGCGUCCCUUGGGUGCAUAAAGAGGAGUCUAUGUGAGGCGAACCACAGGAGCGUCGCGUUAGGGCGUCUAGCUCACGACGUGGCUGAAGUACUAAGCGUCGCCUUCGUGGAUUUCCUGAUGCCCGGGUCCUCGUCUUCGUCGUGGAGAUCGGCGUUACUGCGGGCAGGUGGGCGUGGGCGUAGUGGGUGGGACUGUGAAGCCACCUAUCAAUGUGACCCCCAAGAAUGGGCGGGCCUCAACGCCUACCACCACCACCACCACCCACUAGACGCCCACAACCUCACCGCGUGAACAACACCGCCCAUACUCUUACUAAGAAUAAACAUAUUAAGAUUAUUUGUGGUUUCCAUUUGUUGUCGACCUUAUGAGGAGACCGUGAAGGAGACAAUAUUACAAAUAUUGCCUCCACUAUACGACACACUUUAUAUUCGCUCGUUAACGUAUGUGAAUGGGUUCCUCACUCCUGGCAUACGACCCGUGCAGGUAACGGUGAUGUCCCGCAACACUCACUGUUCAUCUAGGCCACAGGUGUGACUGCCAUACAACAGCUCACACAUAAUCCUCACCACCACCAUCUGGGCGUAAACACUCGUGGCUAACGGCCCGGGUCAGCGGGACGUGAACGGUUCCCUGCGAUCAUAUACGUGCAGAGAACGAGGUGUUAGAUUGGCAGUGUAAGACGCGCGUAUGGGUACCUGUGUGUGUGAGUAACGGUGCAUGACCGGAGAAUCUGACACCAGUCCCCCGCUGUGUUAAAUUCACGACGACAAAAACCAACACUUGAUAAGCCGUCGAGUGGUUUCAAGGGCCGCGCUAACUGUUGAUGACGGACUGUGGGAACAUGAGGCUACACCCGAGCUGAGGGCUGCGUCUUGGUGUCGUGGUGACCCCAGGAGGAGUCCAGCUGCAAGAGCGUAAGACUUCUUUCUCCCGAAGCAGAGCUGGAAACGUAAAGGUUUACGUGGCGGACGACUGAGAGGAACUCUGUACAUCUUAUGGAGGGUGGAGUGUUGUGUGUGUUGCUGCUGGUCACCUCUACACUCUGUGCUGGUCAGUUGGUCCGCCCUAGGAGUAAUGCUGUUACCAGUCGAUGGCUCAGCCCGUCACGAGUCCUAGCAGGGCGUCAUCCUAGCAUCCCUCACGGGCAGAUGAGGGAGUGGGGAGGAGCGAGUUACCCCACCUCCAAGACAGCCCCUCAACACAACACACUCACUGAAGGAAACAUGUUGGAGCUACCAAUUCCUCUUCGACCUCGUCCCCUUCUCUCACGACACCGUCACGUCCACAGGCGUCCUCCAGGAGUCCUGCUGUCGCGUCUCCAGCCCCGAAGGAACUCCAUGGAUGUUCCCGUGGUGGCGCCUUUGCCGCCCCGGGAGGUAAUGGAGGCGCUGCCGGGGGCCAUCUCCAGGGUGAUGACUGCCUACAACCCGUCUAUCAAGGACCCCACGACCACCACCACACAACCACCAGUCAUAUGGUUCCCAAACCAGCAGGAGGACUGUCAGCAGGAGAAUUCAGGCGGGGGCUUCAGUACCUUCAGUCUAUUGGCGCUGCUCAUGUCGGCGACCAACCUGGUGGGCAUCCUGGCCAGCAACGCCAACAACAACCUUAACAACAACAACAACAACGACAACAACAAUAACAACAACAUACAGGAUGGUAACGAGAACAAUGCCAACAACAACGCCAACAUCUUCACCAGAAUCACCACAGGCACGGGCAAGAAGAGGAGGAGGAGGAGGAAGAGGGAGGAAAAAAGAGAAGAGAAGGACGACGUGUGUUGGGUUCGGGAAGAGGAGACACUCACAGCAGAGGAGGUGUCAUCGGUAGUGUCACUUGGGUUCCUACGCUCCUACCUGCAGGCGUCCCUCACCACACAACCUUCCUGCCUCACACGGUCACUCUGUAGGGCUAAUGCUGCCGCGGCCGAGUGGGGAGACCUGGCCCUCAUCCUAGCCCAGGCACUCAGUGUAGCUCACGUGGAGUGGGUGUCUCAGAAUGUGGUGGGGGUGUCCAAGAAGGCCCUACAGGAAGCUGCCGCAGAGGGACGUAGUGGGGCGUCCUGUGACCGUCGAUAUAGGUGUCCUGCUGCUGUAUGGGCCAAGUUGAGGGACAACCAGGCUGUUAUGGAUACGUUUCUGCGUCUUAGUGGGCAAGUGGACGCUCCCUAGUGACGUCUGAGGCUAGAUUAAGACCUCUUGAGGGUAAUGUUAAGAUGCCAUUGACGUCUGAGGGUAACACAUGGAUUCCUAUGUGUAAUACUAAAAAGACAUAGACGACUGAGGGUGACAGAUGAACUCAACGGACGACUGAGGGUGACAGAUGAACUCAACGGACGACUGAGGGUGACAGAUGAACUCAACGGACGACUGAGGGUGACAGAUGAACUCAACGGACGACUGAGGGUGACAGAUGAACUCAACGGACGCCUGAGGGUGACCGACGGAUUCUACGGACGCGUGAGGGUGACAGAUGGACUCAACGGACGCCCUGGACUCCAACAAAACAAUCUACCUCUGUAAAAACCUUCAUUCUCAUCCUAAUAAACAUUCAUCAUAA
Homarus americanus (American lobster) is the source of this 3807-nucleotide messenger RNA. RefSeq names its product GATA zinc finger domain-containing protein 16-like. The transcript is spliced from 8 exons. The record is from RefSeq and is a predicted model, not a curated record. Lineage: Eukaryota; Metazoa; Arthropoda; Malacostraca; Decapoda; Nephropidae. Bases 2244 to 3419 code for a protein of 391 amino acids.